CGUUGCUAGGGAAGCUGCGGGCGCGGGGUUUGUGCGUCAUUUCCGGGCGGAGUGGUAACGUGUCCUUACCGGCGGGGCUGGAGCAGCAGAGCAGUCACAUCACCGGACAUGGCGGAGCUGGAGCCCGCGGCCCUACAGAACGAGACCGAGGCGGCCAAUGGCACCGGCAAGCUGGGGAGCUCCCCUGAGGGGGCCGCUCUGGCCUACGGCAGCCUGCUCGCUAUGGCCCUGCUCCCCAUCUUCUUCGGAGCCCUGAGGAGCGUCAGCUGUGCCCGGGGCAAGAAUUCCUCCGAUAUGCCCGAGACCAUAACAAGCAGAGACGCCGCCCGCUUUCCUAUCAUCGCCAGCUGCACCCUCUUUGGCCUUUAUAUAUUCUUUAAGAUAUUCUCCCAGGAAUAUAUUAACCUCCUGCUCUCCAUGUACUUCUUUAUUCUCGGGGUGUUGGCUCUGGCACAUACAAUCAGCCCAGCAAUGAACAGAUUGUUGCCAGAAAACUUCCCCAGCAGGCAGUACCAGUUGCUGUUCACACAGGGCUCCGGGGAGAGCAAGGAGGAGAUUUUGAAUUACGAGUUUGACACCCGCGACCUUGUUUGUUUGGUUAUUAGUGGUGUGGUCGGCGUCUGGUACCUGUUAAAGAAGCACUGGAUCGCUAAUAACCUCUUUGGCUUAGCGUUUGCCCUAAACGGGGUGGAGCUGCUCCAUCUGAACAAUGUCAGUACCGGCUGCAUCCUGCUGGGGGGCCUCUUUGUCUAUGACAUAUUCUGGGUUUUUGGGACAAACGUCAUGGUAACUGUUGCCAAAUCAUUUGAGGCUCCAAUAAAAUUGGUUUUUCCUCAGGACUUGCUGGAGAAGGGACUCGAGGCCAAUAACUUCGCCAUGUUGGGGCUCGGAGACAUAGUCAUUCCAGGCAUAUUCAUUGCAUUGCUGCUCCGCUUCGACAUAAGCCUAAAGAAGAAUUCGCACACUUAUUUCUACACAAGUUUCGUGGCGUAUGUGUUUGGUCUGGCUCUGACUAUCUUUGUUAUGCACACCUUCAAGCAUGCCCAGCCGGCGCUGCUCUAUCUGGUCCCAGCAUGCAUUGGGUUCCCUUUGCUUGUGGCAUUGGUGAAAGGAGAAGUGACGGAGAUGUUUAGCUAUGAGUCCUCUGCGGAGCUCCUUCCACACACCCCUCGCCUCUCUCACUUUCCGGUGGUUUCUGGAUCUCCAGCUAGCCUAGCAGAAUCAAUGCAACAGAAACCUUGCUCUCCUCGCCGUAGGCGGCAGCUGAACCCCAGCUCCAUGUGACUGGCGUCCAUUUCCUCUGCAGUUGGACAGGUACGAGGAGCAGCCAAAGGAUGGAGGGAACGAGGAAGAGCAGGAGAAGAAAGAGAACUGAGCUCCGGCCUGGAUCGAGACUCAGAGGGGGAGGACUGAGAUCUGUUGGUCAGAAUGAGAUCUGCCCCCGAUACCCCCCCCCCGCAAUGUAUAUUUGUGUGUGUAAGCAGCUUGCACCCCUCCUGCCCCUCGCUCUGGGUGCGCUUGUCACUGUAUUUUUAUAUUUUGUAUGGUGGAUUUGCUUUCUAUGGUAUUAAAUCGUCAGUGAAGAUUCCUUCAUGCUGCAGCCUGCAAUGGCAGACCAAGCUGUGUAAAGGAGGGCCACUAAGGGCCAGGACCAUAUUAGAGGUUCUGGAAGGACAGGAAUAGUGUGGUGUGUAGAGCUGUGGGUAAUUGGGUUUGGGGUGAUGCAGGGAGGGGAAUUCGUCUUUCUAGCAGGUGGGGGCGGGCAUAGGGCUGCCAGGGUGGGCAUACGGCUGGGCUCACACACCCAGAUCCUCAGGGAAUGAGCCUCUUUAUUGCAGCUUCAAGCCUUCACGGUAGGGGCACUUGGGCAGAUACAGGGUCUGGCCGCACAUAGCAUGACAUAGUAAUAAACAAAAUGCUUCAAUUUCUCUACCAUUUGCCCCAAAGUUAUGUUGGUAAAGGGCAAGUAAAGAAUAAUU
This is a messenger RNA of Xenopus tropicalis (tropical clawed frog), 1979 nucleotides long. RefSeq names its product histocompatibility (minor) 13 (gene hm13). Gene Ontology annotation, molecular function: aspartic endopeptidase activity, intramembrane cleaving. The record is from RefSeq and is a predicted model, not a curated record. The coding region runs from base 109 to 1284 and encodes 391 amino acids. Lineage: Eukaryota; Metazoa; Chordata; Amphibia; Anura; Pipidae. The transcript is spliced from 13 exons. Gene Ontology annotation, cellular component: endoplasmic reticulum membrane; membrane.